This is a messenger RNA of Phoenix dactylifera (date palm), 1008 nucleotides long. RefSeq names its product glutathione transferase GST 23-like. Gene Ontology annotation, cellular component: cytoplasm. The record is from RefSeq and is a predicted model, not a curated record. Gene Ontology annotation, biological process: glutathione metabolic process. Gene Ontology annotation, molecular function: glutathione transferase activity. Lineage: Eukaryota; Viridiplantae; Streptophyta; Magnoliopsida; Arecales; Arecaceae.
AUAAUGACUUCCCUAUACCUAUCCCCAGCCAAGUGCGCAUGCUUAUCGGAAGAAGCUCUUCCCCUCCUUUCUUUCUUCUAGAUAUGUACUUUUGACUUGGUUGCAACGCCGCAUACGAGUAGAAGAAUCGGACAUGAACCGUCCUUGGUCGAGGAAUUGAAGAGAGAGGAGUAGAAACAAUGGCUGAGAAGGGAGUGAAGCUAUUUGGAAUGUCGUUGAGCCCCAUGGCCUUGAGGGUGGAAUGGGCUCUCAAGCUGAAAGGGGUCGAGUACGAGUAUGUGGAUGAGGAUCUGCUCCACAAAAGCGAGGAGCUCCUUCGCUACAAUCCGGUGACCAAGAAGAUUCCUGUUCUCGUUCAUGACGGGAAGCCGAUGGCAGAGUCGCUUGUGAUCAUCGAGUACGUCGAUGAGGUGUGGAAGGAUGGUUACCCCAUCAUGCCCAAAGACCCCUAUGAAAGGGCGCAGGCUCGUUUCUGGGCCAAGUUUGUGGAAGAUAAGAUAAACCCAGCAAUAUAUGCAGUAUUCUGCACGACCGGGGAGCAGCAACAGAAGGCCUUACAAGAAGCUCAGGAGAGCUUCAUGACUCUCGAAGUGGCCCUCAAGAGCAAGAAGUUUUUUGGAGGGGAGAUGAUCGGGUUUGUAGAUAUCGUAGCCGGCUGGUUGCCUUAUUGGCUUAGAAUAAUCGAGGAGAUCGUCGGCGUCAGCAUAGUGAAUGAGAACAUCCAGCCUUUAAUCAAUGAAUGGUUUGAUAAUUUCUUGGAAUUAGAUUUGGUGAAGGGGAGCUUGCCCCCUAAAGAUAAGAUCUAUGCUAUUAACAAGGCUCGCCGAGAACAAUUACUUGCAUAACAAAUCUCCUAUAAAACUUGCUGUUGGCUAUAUAUUGUGCCUGAACUAAAGCUUAUUUGGGACUAUGGAAGGAUGCUUGUACUUUGAAUGAUAUAUUUAAUGAAAACUAGCAAGUACUUAAUAAAUAAAAUUAGGAGGGAUAUACUCCUCUGUUGUGAAUGAA